AUGUCGAGCAAAACUCUUGAACAGGACUCAACGAAGCCGUCACCUGACGAUGAGGCGAAUACUGUCGUGCAGAGUUCAGAGAUUGGCGCUUCCCUGCCUAUAGACCCUCGUGCCGAACGGAGUGUGGUCUGGAAAUUCGACCUUCGGAUUCUGCCCGUAUUGGCAACCAUGUACCUCUUCAACAGUCUUGAUAAAUCGAAUCUUGGGAAUGCUAAGACUGCUGGUCUGGAAAAGACUCUCCAUCUACAUGGCAACCAAUACAACCUGAUAUUGAGCAUCUUCUUCAUCCCGUAUGUCUUGACAGCACCAUUUCUUGGAAUUCUGGGGAAGAUGUAUGGUCCCAAUCGCGUUUUGCCGUGUAUGAUGUUGUGCUUCGGGCUAUGUACGCUUCUUGUCGUCGCUGUUUAUAAUUUCGGAGGCCUACUCGCGAUCCGAUGGUUCUUGGGCAUGUCGGAAAGCGCUUUCUUUCCACUUGUCAUCUAUUAUCUAACAACGUUUUAUCGACGCGGAGAAUUGGCAAGGCGUCUUGCUAUUUUCUAUGCUGCUCAGAGUAUCGCUUCUGCCUUCUCAGGAUUACUUGCUUUCGGCGUUUUCCGCAUAGAUUCCGGUUUGCUGGCCCCAUGGCGCUACCUUUUUCUCAUAGAAGGCGCCGGGACCAUCAUCUUCUCCAUCUUUGCAGUCUGGUACUUACCUCGUUCUGGCCCGGAGACCAGUUUCCUCACCGAAUCAGAGAGACUGGUGGCAUACGAACGGAUGCGUCUCGAUAGCUCUUCAGUCGUCAAUGAGAAGCUGAAUAUCCGUGAAGCAUUUACCAUCUUCAAACAUCCCACCACAUGGAUAAUUCUCGGUAUCGAAGUUUGCCUGGGUGUCCCACUACAAUCCGUUCAGCUUUUCCUGCCGCAGAUCAUCAAGCGACUAGGAUAUAGUACUGUCAAGACGAAUCUUUAUACUGUUGCACCGAACGUCUCUGGAGCUAUCAUGCUUUUAAUCCUGGCUUUUCUGAGCGACUGGACUCGCUGGCGAUUCCCGUUCAUCGCACUGGGCUUUUUCUUCACGUUCGUUGGGUUUAUUAUUUAUGUUGCCAUUGACGUCGAGCACGACAUUAAUGUUGCCUACUUCGCUUCUUUUAUGAUGACCUGGGGCACAUCCGCACCAUCCGUUCUAUUGGACGUCUGGUACAACAACAACAUCGCAAGUGAAGGAAAACGUGUAGUCUUAACCAGCAUCGCCGUUCCCCUGGCCAAUUUGAUGGGUCUGGUCAGUUCGAAUAUCUUCCGGAAUCAGGAUGCACCCAAAUACAUUCCUGCUCUUAUCACAACCGCUGCGUUUGGAGGGACUGGUAUUGUUUUGACUCUGGUUCUGGGAGCAUGGAUGAUUAUAGAUAAUAAGAGACGGGAUGCCAAGCAAGGGAUGACACUGAGGGCGCAUGAUGUACCGACAGAAAGGUUGAGAGAGGGUCCUGAUAACCCUGAUUUCAGAUGGUUCUACUAG
This is a messenger RNA of Talaromyces stipitatus ATCC 10500, 1491 nucleotides long. RefSeq names its product MFS transporter, putative. NCBI's taxonomy places the organism in Eukaryota, Fungi, Ascomycota, Eurotiomycetes, Eurotiales, Trichocomaceae. Bases 1 to 1491 code for a protein of 496 amino acids. Gene Ontology annotation, cellular component: membrane. Gene Ontology annotation, biological process: transmembrane transport. Gene Ontology annotation, molecular function: transmembrane transporter activity. The transcript has 4 exons. The record is from RefSeq and is a predicted model, not a curated record.